This is a messenger RNA of Hypoxylon trugodes, 672 nucleotides long. RefSeq lists its product as uncharacterized. Lineage: Eukaryota; Fungi; Ascomycota; Sordariomycetes; Xylariales; Hypoxylaceae. The record is from RefSeq and is a predicted model, not a curated record. The transcript has a single exon. The coding region runs from base 244 to 621 and encodes 125 amino acids.
AGAUCCCUUGGCCCAGACCAGAUCUCAAUAUACUCCGCCAAGCCUCGAGAAGCGACACAUGGCACUGCACUAACUUCAUCGUCUCCCGCUCCACCCCCACCAGUCUCGGAGGGCAGGCGGCCCCGGGUCUAACGUCUGGCGCCUUGUUUCCUCCGUAGAUGAGCCCCGCCUUUCCCCGACGAAUCGGCCCUCCGUACAUAUUACUUAGACUUAACCGAGAAUGAUCAAAACCAGCUUAAUAAGAUGAAUAUCCUUACCGCUUUUUCUUUUCCCAGUAUUAUUUUUCUUACUAACGUCUCGCCAGUUCGCCCCUUUCAUACAUGUGCACAUCCAUUCGGAAGUAAAAAGGGAGUGGCGAAAAUAUUACCUCAGCUACUCUUUGCCUCCUUUUUUUCAAAAACCCCACGAAACCCACUCAAAUCUUUUUCCUAUAAUGAAAUCACAACGAUCAUCCCAUUUCCCCACUCUGUGUGUGCUCAUGCGCCCACUUUGGCCACUCGAUUUUUAUUCUCCGAUGAUGGGGAAGGACGAUCGCAGAGAUCGUUAUGUAAUACAGCAGCAAGUUCGGUGGCCUGGACUUGUUCGACGGGGCCCCUGCCAAGACGGAAUCCGCUCCGCUGACUAUUUUCAUUUGAAAGGGUCCUGCUGUGCCAAGAGAGCGCAGAUCGAGGC